Molecule: messenger RNA, 1863 nt
Organism: Eremothecium gossypii ATCC 10895
Lineage: Eukaryota; Fungi; Ascomycota; Saccharomycetes; Saccharomycetales; Saccharomycetaceae
Gene: TAH18
Product: NAPDH-dependent diflavin reductase
Exons: 1
Coding region: 1-1863 (620 amino acids)
Cellular component (GO): cytosol
Molecular function (GO): NADPH-hemoprotein reductase activity; FMN binding; flavin adenine dinucleotide binding
Source: RefSeq, marked provisional
AUGGCAGCUACAAGAAUAGCAAUCCUUUAUGGAUCUGAAACCGGUACUGCACAGGAUUUCGCUAAUAUACUGUCCCACCAACUACGUCGUUUUCAUUACAAGCAUACGGUGUGCUCUAUUGGAGAAUAUAGUGCCCAGAAUAUCCUCGCAUGUCAGUACCUAUUUGUCAUUUGCUCGACCACCGGGCAGGGUGCGCUGCCGCAAAAUGCGCGGCAGUCUCCGCAGGGCAAAGUGGAAGGUACACUAUGGAGUGUGCUCAAAAGAAGCUCUCUCCCACCAACUCUGCUGGACCACCUACAAGUAGCUUUUCUGGGGCUUGGUGACUCUUCAUAUUCUAAAUUCAACUUUGCGAUCCGGAAGUUGCACAACCGAAUUGUGGGUCAGCUUGGCGCCAGAGAAAUCUUUCCGCGGCUUGAGGCGGAUGCGAUCGGGCUGGCAGGAAGUAACGCCGGUAAUGGCAACGGUAUAGAGCUCGUCUACUCUGAGUUUGAGAAACGGGUGUUGAGCUUUCUCAACGACCAGUUCCCGUUCAUGACAGUGAAUGGAGAGCAAGUUCCCCGCGAGCCAAUUGCGACUGAUAUCUACCUGAAGCCCGAGUAUUAUCUGGAGGCUUCCGGCAACGACAAGGGCACGGCAUCGGUGCCAUGUACAUUUGAAGGUGAUUCCAGUGUCAAGUAUGGCACUGUGGUAACGAACAAGCGCAUUACGGCGACCGAUCAUUUCCAAGAUGUUCGGCAGCUAGUCUUCAGCAGCCAAGAUGGGGAAAACUAUUACCCAGGUGACACCGUAAGCAUCUAUCCAUACAAUACCGAUGCAGACGUGCAGGCUUUCAUUGAUACCCAGCAGCAUUGGGCCUCCAUUGCUGACGUUCCCUUGCAGAUUAAAACCCCUACUAGUGCUAGAGGUAUAUGUGACGGCGGUCUUGUAUCGCCGUUAACUUUGCGGAACCUGCUGAAGUAUCACUGCGAUAUAGUAAGCAUCCCUAUGAGAAGCUUCUUCAUGAAAACAUGGACAUUUGCUGUUGACCAUGAGAGGUUGCCCGAUGGGAAGGAUCAGCUUCAGCAACAGCGGGAUAAACUGCGCGAAUUUGCUGAGAGCGAAGACAUGCAGGAUAUUUACGAUUAUUGCAAUAGGCCCAGAAGAUCAAUAUUGGAAGUUGUGCAAGAUUUCAUGUCUCUUCGUCUACCUUGGGAGUAUAUCCUGGACUAUUUGCCACACAUUAAACCUCGCUUCUUUUCUAUUUCAAGCCAACCUUGCAAUAAGGAUAUUGAAUUAACCAUUGCGAUAGUUCGCUAUAAAACUAUAUUGCGCAGGAUAAGAAGAGGACUUUGUACGAACUAUAUUUCGGAUCUUUCUGAGGGAAGCAUAAUCCGCUACAAGGUGCAAUAUAAUGAUCUUCUUCCUGCGGGUAAGCAGGAUCGGCCAGUCAUCAUGAUUUCACCAGGCGUUGGGCUAGCGCCGAUGAAGUGCCUCAUCUACGCCCAGCUCUUCAAUCCCAUGCUUUUAUUUUUUGGAAACCGCUACAAGGAUAAAGACUUUCUUUAUGCGGACACUCUUCAGAAGUGGGCUGAUGAGAAUCGCAUAAAGCUUUUCGUCUGCUUCUCUAGAAGUCCUGACGACUCACCAGGACUUAAGUAUGUCCAGGAUGCCGUUUGGGAGAAUGCAAGAGAAGUUGCCAGGUUAAUUACUGAGGAGAAUGCUGUUGUUUAUGUCUGCGGCUCUUCAGGGAAGAUGCCAGUCCAAGUUCGGCUGACGCUCUGUGAAGUCCUAAAAAAAUGGGGCAACUUCCCAGACGAUAAAGCAUCCGAGGAAUAUCUAAAAGAUAUGGAAAAUAGUGAUAGAUAUCUGCAGGAAACAUGGUGA